Salvia splendens (bonfire salvia) is the source of this 1194-nucleotide messenger RNA. RefSeq names its product B-box zinc finger protein 21. Lineage: Eukaryota; Viridiplantae; Streptophyta; Magnoliopsida; Lamiales; Lamiaceae. Bases 138 to 983 code for a protein of 281 amino acids. Gene Ontology annotation, biological process: regulation of DNA-templated transcription; photomorphogenesis. Gene Ontology annotation, molecular function: zinc ion binding. The record is from RefSeq and is a predicted model, not a curated record. Gene Ontology annotation, cellular component: nucleus. The transcript has 3 exons.
UAAUAGUAGAAAUGGGAGAAUAUACUACUCCAUAAAAUAAGCAGCCCUCCCCCUCUUUUAUUUGAUUGUCUCUUUAUCUCUACACCCACUUUCCUUCUCUUCUCUUCUCUCUCUCUCUCUCCCUCCUCAUUCAUCAAAUGAAGAUCCUCUGCGACGUCUGCGGCAAGGGCGAGGCAUCCUUGUACUGCACCGCCGACGAGGCCUCCCUCUGCGCCGCCUGCGACCACCGCGUCCACCACGCCAACAAGCUCGCCGGCAAACACCAGCGCUUCUCCCUCCUCCAUCCCUCCCCCAAACACUCCCCUCUCUGCGAUAUCUGCCAGGAGAGAAGCGCGUUUCUGUUUUGCCAAGAAGAUAGAGCGAUUCUCUGCCGAGAGUGCGACGUCCCCAUUCACAAAGCCAACCAACACACGCAGAAGCACACCAGAUUCCUCCUCACCGGCGUCACCCUCUCCGCAUCUCCCUUGCCGGAAUCCGCCCCUCCCCCACCCAAGGCUACCAGUACUACUCCCCCAGCCAAGGGUACAACACCGGCAGCGCAAACGAGUAGCAUUUCCGAAUACUUGAUCGAGACGCUGCCAGGCUGGCACGUCGAGGAUCUUCUAGAUUCUUUCACCCCUUCCCCCUCCCAUUUCUGCAAGGGAAAUGAUUUGGUGCUGCCAUUUUGUGACGAUGAUCUCCACUGUAGCAGUGGAUUUCCAGCAGAAAACAUGGGAAUUUGGGUCCCUCAAGUUCAAGUGCACCAAAAUCAAAAUCAAAAUCCAAAUCAAUCAUUUCUAGUCAAUAGUAGUAGUAAUGACAAUAAUGUGGGCUUUGGAUUAGGGAUUAAUGCAAAUGGGUGCAGAGAUUCAUUCAUUGAAUUUUCCACAAAUGGCAUCAAAUCCAACAGAAAAAGAAGCGACGUCGACAACUCCUUCGCUGUUCCACAGAUCAGCCCUUCCGCAGCUGCUGCCUUCAACAAGAGAUCCAAAACAUUUUGGUGAAAUAACCAAAAAAAUCCAAUUCUUUUUUAUAACCCAUUACCAGAAAAUCAUAGAUCUGGAUUUUGUAUUCUAGUUUUCUUCGUUGCAAUUUGUGAGAUUUUUGGGCUCUAGUGUUUUGUUUUUAUCUUUAUUGUAUCCCUUUGUAAAUAUCUUCUUGUGUUUGUUGCAUUUACUAAUACUAUAUUACAAUUUACAACUCACAAUUUCACUU